AUGUCCCCCGACGAUUAUCACGCAACCCGAAAUACAGCUACGAGGUCAGCUUCGGCCUCAGAUGUGGGCCAGUUAACCAAUAUGCACCCUAACCAUUCAACUGUUUCAGUGGCGUCUUCCUCCAAAGAGGACGACAAGAAAGAUCGCAAGUCAAAGAACGUGAUUGCCAAGGGUCUCAGGAAACUUGGUCAACGGGCUACUACGUUCCAUCUGGCAAGAAGCGAUUCCAGCACCAGUAACCUACCAAGCCGAAAUAACAGUUUGCCACCUACCGAUGGAUUCACGACACCAACAGAGUUCUCGGCUUUUCCCCAACCACUUACCUCUAUUAUUAGUGGGGCUUCCCACGUACCUAGAAAGUCAGAGGACCCCACUUCAUCAAAAGCAAGAGUCGUGAAAGGUUUCCAACAGGAAGUUUUUCAUGAACUAACUCGCCAGUAUGGUGAAUAUAGAUCGUACAUGAAGAGUAGCAGACAUGAAGACAUCGAUAGAUUUGCGCUCACACGUAACGAACAGUGGUUGAAUUGGUUUUACAGCAAGUUGAAAAGUACCCAGCGCAAACUAGAUCUUGAAAUUGAAGCAGUAAAAACAAAGUUGGAUGAAAAAAACGCUCCAUUGGUUCAGGAUUGUAUCACGGAUUCCAAAUCAAACUCUCAAAAAGCUACAUCAAAUGUUGGAUCUCAUAGAAUGGGCUGGGGUUCCAGUCAUGAUAUUCUCCAUGAACUAGACGAGCUUUGCAGUAGCACUGUCCACAAUUCGCACCCAGCCCCCCAUCCUCCUGUCCAAGCUCCUGCUCCUCAAGUUCCUGCUCCUCCGCUACCGCUUCAAUCGCAAUCAGUCCAGCCGGUCUGGGACAACCAAUUUCAAUUAUUUCAAUUGUGGUUUAUCAGCAUUUUUAAGAAACUUAUAAGAUCCAACUCUAUUUUAUCCCCCAAGGUUAUUCAGCUUCUCAAGCACAGGUACCCCUUUUUCCACUCUGCUAGACAGAGCCAUAGCAUCAGCCCUCAUCACACUUUGGUCAAAGCUUCCGAUGGAGUGACUAGUGUUCCAUUAGGAAUUCCCGAAUGGCAUAAUACUUCUUUUUCUUCUUCGGGGACUGGUUACAAUUCAAAACCGCAGGUUGGUUUCUUACAAUCAGCCCAGUUUGGCCAUACAGAAAUUGUUGCCAGACAGAAUUCGUCCAUGAAUCUGAACUAUGACUUUUCUUUACUCUACGAUGAACCUGACAUUGAUCUAAUAUCAAUCAAGAAAUGUGACGAGUACGUUGUUUUUUGGGAUGCUUCUGGCCAUGGGUACAUCAAAUCCUCCGACGGCUCCGAAACGUCUAUGAAUAAAUUAGCUGCAUCACAAUGUAAAGAUUCGAUGGAUGCGUCUUUCGUUGUUGGACAAGAGAGUUCCCAUCUACUGGACAGAUUUACUUUACUAGGCACCCCCUCCUUUCAAUCAAUUCCCCUAAAGGACAGUUCAUUGGAUGUCUUACUGAUCCAUGAUAUACUUCUCAAGAUCAAAGCUGCCGAUCUCGCAAAACUGCUCAAGGAGGUCAAAAGAGUUCUUAAAGAGGAUGGAGUUCUACAAAUCUUGGCAUUUACUGGCACAUUAGGUUGUGCAAAACCAAGUUCGAUUGAAGCAACACCAGAACAACUAGCCAACAAUAUUAUAUGGGACCAAAUCACCAGACAUGCUGAUAUGUUGGGAUUCAACUUGCAAAUUGACACAUUAAUCAACAAACAUUUAGUAAAAGCAGGUUUUCAAAACAAUGUCAGCGCCCUAAUUUCAGUCCCCAAAUACUCACCUGUGCCACAAAUCUCUAGUUCAUACGAUAGAGGAAGCGUUGUUGAUGACAUUAUCAGCAUUCCAACGCCCAAAUCAUCGUCCCGAAAAAGUUCAGCUCAAACUGAAAGGACAUCGACCAAUUCCAGACUCUCGUCCUCCUCCUCGUUUAUCACCUGUAAAAAAGAUUCCAUUGCGACAGAACCUUCUCCUAAUGAAAGUUAUAAAAAUUUAGCUGAUGGCGUAUGUGGCUAUACUAACAAUUCUUUCAAUGGGCUUAUGGAAAUGUUCUGUACAUAUGCAGACUUUUACUGGCUCUAUGAGUUUGGAGGUCUGGACAUCCAACGGACAAAGAAAAUGUUUUCUGGAAAGGAAGAGAAGCUUCUUCAAAGCUUCGAAAUAUUGAGAGAUUAUAUUGAUUAUAAACUCUACGAUGUCAAUCAUUUCCUUGAAGAAUCGGAGAACCCCAGAUCUAGAAGGAGACCUCGGUUCGAAGGUUUCACUCAUGUAGACAUGAUUAUAAGUCAAUAA
Molecule: messenger RNA, 2301 nt
Organism: Komagataella phaffii GS115
Lineage: Eukaryota; Fungi; Ascomycota; Pichiomycetes; Pichiales; Pichiaceae
Exons: 1
Coding region: 1-2301 (766 amino acids)
Molecular function (GO): S-adenosylmethionine-dependent methyltransferase activity
Source: RefSeq, a predicted model, not a curated record